AUGGGUGGUAUAGGCAAAACCACCCUUGCUGAGGCUGUUUAUAAUGAAGUCUUUACCACAUUUGAAAGUUGUUACUUUCUUCAAAAUGUUAGAGAGAAAAUAGAAAAACAAGGGAAGGAAUUUGCGCGAAAUGAAGUUCUUUCCGUACUUUUGAAGGAUAAAGAAAUUCAUAUAAACACCCCUUCGAUAGGGUACCCUUACAGAGAGAGGCUGAACAAUUUACGAGUAAUUGUUGUUCUCGAUGAUGUUUAUGAUUCAGAACAAGUAGACCGGAUGGGUGUUAAACAUUUUGGUGAUGGAAGUAAAAUCAUUCUGACGUCUAGAAAUAGACAAGUGCUUAUGAAUGGAGAAGUUAACAAAAUACAUUUAUCCUACAAGUUUGUAAGGUACGCCCAAGGCAGUCCACUUGCUCUGAAGAUUCUGGGUGGUAAGCUACUAUAUUCAAAGUCUAGAGAAGAGUGGGAAAGUGAGGUGGAUAGACUAACACGGUAUGUUGAACCAAAAAUUUCAGACAUUUUGAAGAGUAGCUUUGAUGGACUGGAUAAGCUAGAGAAGAACAUAUUUCUUGACAUAGCAUGUUUCUCUAAGGGAGAUUCCAAGGAAGAUGUAGAAGAAAUUCUAAAUUGCACAUAUAUCAACUUGUAUGUCUCUCCUUUUUCAUGGGAAUGGAUUUCGAAGCCACCUGUAAAUGGGGUUGGUAUUGCAUCUCUUCCAAAUGAAUUAAGGUAUGUUGCAUGGGAGUGUUACCCCUUCAAAUCUUUAUCACCAAAUUUCAAUCCAAAGAAUCUUGUCGUGUUAAAAUUGACACGGAGCGACAUAGAACAACUUUGGAAUGAAGAUGAUUUUCAGCCACCAGUGGAUAAGGAUAAUGACACGACGAAAUCAUAUGACAAUGCAAGAAAGACGACCUACAUGUCCCAAGAGAUUGUGGUAACGAUCCGGAUGGUUAAAGCCCCUGUUCCUUUUCCCACUCACAAUCUCUAA
This is a messenger RNA of Hibiscus syriacus, 984 nucleotides long. Its product is annotated as disease resistance protein RUN1-like. NCBI's taxonomy places the organism in Eukaryota, Viridiplantae, Streptophyta, Magnoliopsida, Malvales, Malvaceae. The record is from RefSeq and is a predicted model, not a curated record. The transcript has 4 exons. Gene Ontology annotation, molecular function: ADP binding. Gene Ontology annotation, biological process: defense response. Bases 1 to 984 code for a protein of 327 amino acids.